UCAUCCCACCGAACCUCGCUUUUUGCCUUUUUCUUCUGCGUUAUUUUUCCUCGUUAACAGCAUACUAGCGGGCGCUCGGCAAAACUCCGACUAAAAACAGAGAAAGACAGAAAAAACAAAUUCGAUGCACCCGCCUCGGUCCUCCAGAGUUUGUGAAGGGUCGUAACCAUGUCCGAGUCGGGGGAGAUAAGUGAAUUUGGCUACAUCAUGGAAUUGCUAGCCAGAGGCAAGGUUACCAUUAAGAAUAUCGAAAGAGAGCUCAUUUGCCCAGCAUGCAAGGAGCUGUUUACCCACCCGCUGAUUCUCCCUUGUCAACAUAGUAUCUGUCAUAAGUGUGUAAAAGAACUCUUACUGAUGCUUGACGAUUCAUUCAAUGAAGUGGGAUCAGACAACUCCAAUCAGAGUAGUCCUCGAAUUCGGCUUCCUUCCCCUAGCAUGGAUAAAAUUGACAGAAUUAGCAGACCAGCAUCACAACGGAGAUCUUUGGGGUGGAGAGGCUGGAAGCGCAAUUCAUUGACCCCUAGAACAACUACUUUUCCUUGCCCUGGCUGUGAGCAUGAUGUGGAUCUUGGAGAACGGGGAAUCAAUGGUCUGUUUCGAAAUUUCACUUUGGAAACUAUUGUUGAAAGAUAUCGGCAGGCAGCAAGGGCAGCCACAGCCAUUAUGUGUGACCUCUGUAAACCACCACCUCAAGAAUCCACAAAAAGUUGCAUGGACUGUAGUGCAAGCUACUGCAACGAAUGCUUCAAAAUUUAUCAUCCUUGGGGUACUAUAAAAGCUCAGCAUGAGUAUGUGGGCCCAACUACAAAUUUUAGACCCAAGAUCUUAAUGUGCCCAGAACAUGAAACAGAGAGAAUAAACAUGUACUGUGAAUUAUGUAGGAGGCCAGUGUGUCAUCUCUGUAAGUUGGGUGGUAACCAUUCCAAUCACCGCGUAACCACUAUGAGCAGUGCCUACAAAACCUUAAAGGAAAAGCUUUCAAAAGAUAUUGAUUACCUUAUUGGCAAGGAGAGCCAAGUGAAGAGUCAAAUUUCUGAACUAAACUUGUUAAUGAAGGAAACAGAGUGUAAUGGAGAGCGGGCUAAAGAAGAAGCAGUUACACAUUUUGAAAAGCUCUUUGAAGUCCUAGAAGAGAGGAAAUCGUCUGUUUUGAAAGCAAUUGAUACAUCUAAGAAACUCAGAUUAGACAAAUUUCAGACUCAAAUGGAAGAGUAUCAGGGGCUGCUGGAGAACAGCGGGCUCGUGGGAUAUGCUCAGGAAGUGCUGAAGGAGACAGAUCAGUCCUGCUUUGUACAGACUGCAAAACAGCUCCACCUCAGAAUCCAGAAAGCUACAGAAUCCCUGAAGAGUUUUAGACCUGCGGCUCAGACUUCCUUUGAAGACUACGUUGUUAAUACCUCUAAACAAACAGAGCUGCUUGGAGAAUUGUCCUUUUUCUCUAGUGGCGUAGAUGUGCCAGAGAUCAAUGAGGAACAGAGCAAAAUUUAUAACAAUGCUUUGAUAAAUUGGUACCAUCCAGGAAAGGAUAAAGCUGAUAGCUAUGUCCUCGAGUAUCGGAAGAUUAAUAGAGAUGAAGAAAUGUUGUCUUGGAAUGAGACAGAAGUGUUUGGCACAAGUAAAGUUAUUUCGGAUCUUGAAAGCAAUUGUAACUAUGCCUUCAGAGUAAGAGCCUACAAGGGCUCCAUCUGCAGUCCUUGUAGCAGAGAAUUGAUCCUUCAUACUCCUCCAGCUCCAGUUUUCAGCUUCCUUUUUGAUGAGAAAUGUGGCUAUAAUAAUGAACACCUCUUGCUGAACUUGAAGAGAGACCGCGUAGAGAGCAGAGCUGGAUUUAACCUUCUGCUUGCUGCAGAACGGAUCCAAGUGGGUUAUUACACAAGUCUGGACUACAUCAUUGGAGAUGUUGGAAUUACAAAAGGAAAACACUUUUGGGCCUUCCGAGUGGAACCAUAUUCCUACCUGGUAAAAGUGGGAGUUGCUUCCAGUGAUAAACUCCAAGAAUGGCUUCGGUCUCCCCGCGAUGCAGUUAGUCCAAGGUACGAGCAAGACAGUGGGCAUGACAGCGGCAGUGAAGAUGCCUGUUUUGAUUCUUCACAACCCUUUACAUUAGUUACUAUAGGCAUGAAGAAAUUUUUUAUACCCAAGUCACCUACUUCUUCUAAUGAACCUGAAAAUAGAGUUCUUCCCAUGCCAACAAGUAUAGGGGUUUUCCUCGACUAUGAUAAAGGCAAAGUGGGUUUCUAUGAUAUGGAUCACAUGAAAUGCCUUUAUGAACGCCAAGUGGAUUGUUCGCAUACUAUGUAUCCAGCAUUUGCAUUAAUGGGCAGUGGAGGAAUCCAGCUUGAAGAACCCAUCACAGCAAAGUAUCUAGAAUACCAAGAGAACAUGUAGUUUUAAGCAUCUGAUGUGACUUAAGGAUAAAAAAUGUGAGCAAAAUAAUGCCUUGGUGUUAACCUUCGUAACUAAUUACAUGUCAUCUAAAUGUUCUGUCGCCACACUUGUUUUUUGUGUAUGUUUCUUCCUAAAACAAAGCAAACCUAAACAGCCUUUCUGCCUUUCACAAAUGAUGGGGAGAAGAUACUCUAUGCUAGUUAACACCGAAAUGGUUAACUGGAUAUUGUCUUUUUAUGCACGGGAAAUCCAUUUAUUUAUGUCAGCUUGUGUUGCUGAUACUACAUUCCUUUUUGUGGGGUGGGGGACAGAGGGCUGCAAAAAUAUUUAUUCUUCUUUUGUGUUUUUUUUUUUUUUAAUAUCAUGUUUAUGUCCUAAGAGAAGAUAUUUUUUAAAAGCCUUAUGGAUAGAAAUUAGUACUAAGCAUUGUGUCAUGUGUUUGUUUCUAAUAGGAAAACAAAGGUAUAGAUAUAGCUAAAAAGAAAAAGGCCAUAGAAAAGGUAGUAUAUUUAAAUGGAAAAUUAUGUAUUUAAUAUUAAGGAUAUAUUGCCUGGAAAAUGAAUACUACUUUUUUUUUUUUUUUUUUUUUUAAGACCACAAACUGUAUUCUUAAGGAUAUUUUUAAGAGUUCUCUUAGCUGUAACGCCCAUACCUGCAUGUGUGGAAAACAUGGUUUCUUGCAGGAAACACCAAAUUCUCGGCUAAAACAUGAAGCUUUUCACUUCAUAUGAUUUUUUGGGAAAUAUUUUUCUUCAAAUUUUUUUGUUAGUUGCUCUAUGAAAAUAUUUGAGCUUAUACAGAGAAUUAUUUUUCAUAAACAUUAGUGAAGGUACUAAUAAUUAUCAUAUUCUUUUGUUCUCUUUUUUGUCUUGUAAUUUUCAUUUUUUUGGCCCAAUUAUUACAUAUCAGAUUGUCCUGGUUUAUGUUUACAAAUUUGAAAAGUUCAUGAUCUAUUUUUAGUGUCAUUACAUAUACUAUAAAAUGUGAAGGAUUAACUGUCUGAUCAGCUGUAUGGCAUUUUCUAUGGCUCAUUGGUAGUAAGCAUUGUAAGAUAAGUUAAAAUACACAUUUAAUUGUUUAGGGAUAAUAAUUAAAAUCACAAUGACUGUGUGUACCCUUUUAAAAAUUGCAGAUUCUUUGAAUUUGUGGAAUUACAUGUUAUCUAAAUUUUAUCUUCAUUUUUGAAAGAUGUUCUUUCUUGGGUGGUUUUAUUUAAGCUGGUUAGGUUUUUUUUGAAGUUGGGUAUUCAGAAACUAGAUUGUUAGGCAUUUAGCAUUAAUCAUUUUUGAAUGUUUUUGAUGUAUUUCAGUUGACUAACCAAAACCCUCAGCUCUUUGUUUAUUUUGUUUUUUUCUUUUUCAUUAUAAAUAUACUUUUUAAAAUGGAAAUCCGUUAUUUAGGCUGGUAGCACUAAAUUAGCUUUUUUUUUUUACCUGACCUGAGUAGGAAAAUAUCAUGGACAAUUUUGGUGUUUAGUAAGCUUUGUUACUUUCCCACCUCUGAAUAGCACUUUAUGACAUAGGCUGAACUAAACACAUAUGCAGUGUUCUGUGGAUCAUUGUGCAAUAAAGCUGCUAAAGUCACAUGUGUGGUAAAGUUUGGUAGUCUUAAGCCUGUGAAGCACAUAUCAUGUAGACAUUUUAAGUAUAAAGCUUUAAUAGGAGUAGGAAAACCGCUUAAAAUGUUGUAUAGUUGCAUAUAAAUUGUUCUGGGCUUCUUUCAUUUUUAAUAAAAAUUAAAAGUAAGUCAAGUGUAAUUAUUGAAAUCUGCAUUCCAGGAAUUCUCAGUGUGUUUGUAUGGAAAAUGGAAACGGUUUAUGAAAAGAUAUUUGACUGAGUAUAUUAACUUAGAGCUUUACAUAAAAUUAUUGGGGGCAUUUACUAGCUUUAAUUCUUGUGGAAGUGAUCAUUAGAAGAGCUUAACAUAAACUAAUUUAAACUGACCCUUGAAUAUUGUGGGGUUAAGGGUGACCCCCUCCAUGCAGCUGAAAAUCAAGUACAACUUUCCAGUUGGUCCUGUGCGUCCUCGGUUCUACCUGCAAGGAUCCAACCAUCUGGGGAUUGUGUGGUACUGUGGAGCCUAUUUACUGAAAAGCAUCCCUGUCUAAGUGGACUCAUGCAGCUCAAACCUGGGUUAUUGAAGGACCAACUGUACUUCAGUUGAUCAAUUUGUCUAAUAUUUCUUUUCUGAUCCAUAAUUGAUCAGAUUGUGAUCAGAUGAAUGGCCCUUUUGCUAAUAUUCAUACUCUUAGGUAAUGGGGUUCUAGUAGUUGAUAUGUUUGAAUCAGAGUGAAUUGUUACUACUGUUGGAUGGGUCUUAAUUGCAAAAUAAGUAAGAGUAAACUCAGAAAUAUCCCUGUGAUAGGGCAUAAUACCUUAAUUCUCAUGUUUGGAGUUGCUUUCUUGAAAGGAGUGGGAAUUGGAGCUACCCUCUGUGGCUUGAAUGCAAUCUGAGCCUGUGAAAUCUUUGGACUAGCCCAUCUUCUGAUAGGCGCUGAGGGUGUAUCCCAUACAGGAAUAUGGUCAAACAUUGGAUUGCUACUAUGAAAGCUAGUGUUUUAGGCAGGAAUGCUCUUUAGACAUUAUGUUCUACCAGGCAGAUAUAUAUUCAUUUUAAAUGUUUUACCUGCUUAUGGGAAUGGCAUCCCGAGGGUCAGAGAUUAUCUUGGGACUCUUCUGCUUUAAAAAUGAAAGGAAUUUAGGUUUUUUUACAGUUUGAUUUGGAACUACAUCAUUUAACAAGUUUUUAACUCCUGCUGUUGUUCGACUCCAUGCUCUGCACUGGGUAAAAGGUGAACAAGACAGCCUAGUUAGGUUCCUGCCUAAAAGCUCCUAAAAGAGCUUGAUUUUUAGAAAGGAGAAAUGAUAAAAAUGGAAGGGACUAAGAGUGCUUGAGAUGUGCGCUAAUACUGGAUAUGGUGGUCAGGGAAGCCCCUCUGAGUUGGAGCCUGUGUGCAAAGAAAGGGCUAAGUGAAGAGCAUGCUUAGUAGACCGAACACGAAGUGCAUGGAUGCUGGAGAUCAUGAAUUGAUCCGAGCUGUGAUUGGUACUAGAACUAUCCCAGCUGGUUCAAGUGAGAAGUUGUUAAUGAAAGCUGCUUAGAGAUACAGGCAGCCUUGAAGAAACAAGCAGUGGUGAGAUGCUGCAAGGGACUAACCACAGCCUGAAGCCAUUACUGCUUCUAGAGCAGGAAGGACACGGGAAUUCCAUCUCAGGGAGAUCUCAGGGAAUUCGAUCUCAGGGAGAGUGGGAACAUGAAGGGAGGGUUGCUCUGGGAGGCAGCUGUUGCCAAAGAUGUGGUGCCAAGAAUGGAAGGAGUCAGAAAGAACCUCCACCUGAUAUGCUGGGGUUGCCUGUUGACCAAACCACCUGGCAGCAAGCCAGCCAGCCAGCACUCUCUAGGGAUGCACACAGCAGGGAUCAUAAUCAGAGGCUGGAAGGCAGGGAUCUGGAGGUGGCAUAAAGGGACAAUAACUGGCACAAUUGGGAGGAAUUUGGUAUAUUUGAGGGAAACGAAGGGAGGCUAUUGGCCAUUGCACUGGGGGCUUAAAUGAGGGUAUUGAUAAUAUCCUAAAAUGUUAAAACACACAAACAAACAAUCCUUUUUGUUCCUAAAGACUUGGAAAGCUGAAUGCAUUUUCCCUUUCAGUUUUCUGGUCUUUUUCUUCCCUCUUGGCCAUUCUAUGCUAAGAUUACCUCUGAUACUAAAGGAGUGGCUUCUUUUCAGAGUUUGCCAUCUCAUGGAGAAAGGAGAAGAAUGAUUCAGUGCUAUGGUUAAGAAAAAACUGUCCUUAAAGUUCUGGCCAGACAGAUACCUGCAUGUUAGAAGUAAGACUGUAACUUACUGUCACCAUAAAUGGAAAUGUGCCAUAAGUGAUCCAGAGACCAUAGUCUGACUGCUGUUGGAUAAUAAACAAUACUUUUAAAUAAAA
This is a messenger RNA of Sus scrofa (pig), 6319 nucleotides long. NCBI's taxonomy places the organism in Eukaryota, Metazoa, Chordata, Mammalia, Artiodactyla, Suidae. The record is from RefSeq and is a predicted model, not a curated record.